This is a messenger RNA of Symbiodinium sp. CCMP2592, 1491 nucleotides long. NCBI's taxonomy places the organism in Eukaryota, Dinophyceae, Suessiales, Symbiodiniaceae. The record is from the annotation of a GenBank genome assembly.
AUGGCAGAGGCGAUGUUGCCACCAGCGCCUCCGGCCCCCAAUCCGCAGUCACCUCGGGUUCGGGCGGCGAUGCGGGUGAUGGGCAUCAUCCCCACCGAACUAGACAAGAAGGAAGAGCUAGAUUACGACGGCAACCAGAACAAACAUCUGCUGUUUGAGAAGAAGCGGCGCACAUUGAUCGGGCAUGUGUCGAUGUUGGCGGCAAGAGGACCGCAGGGUGGCGACGGCCAUGAACUUGGAAGGUCGGCAGGUGAUUUGAACGCUUCUUUUCUGGAGGAAGUCUUGCGUAAGGAGAAGGAGAGUAUGGAGGUCAUGGCACGAAUGGCGAAGAAAGACAUUCAGAAGACCGUCAUAAAGGAGCUCGAGAGUCGACUGGAGUUCGAAAAAGGAAAAAAGAAGCAGGAGGAGAACGUGAAGCGCAUGAAAGAGCUGAAGAAGGAGAGGGACGAUAAGCUCAGAGCGAUGCAGAAGGAGGCCGAGAAGAGAAGGGAAAAGUCCAAGGAGGCUCGGGACCGUGCCGACCGGCAACUGCAAGCACAUUGCGAAGAGCUUCGGCAAGAGCUGAAAGAGGCUGAUGAUCGAGUGGCAAAAUGCCUUGCCGACAUUCGCCAGGCACACGACGAUUCCAUCGAGUCCAAACAGGUGAAGGGCAUCGAAGCCCGGAAGCAGAAGGCCGCAUUCGAAGACAUGUUGCUGCGCAAGCGCGAGGACAUGCACGACGAAAUAGAGGAGAAACACUUGAGGAAACGCCAGUUGCUUGAAGAGCUGUUGGGCCAGAGGGUCUCCAACAAGGAGGCAAUGCUCCACAAAGAGAUGCAGUGUCGGCAACGAGUGGCCGAGUACCUCGCGAAGCAGCAGGCAGAGAACGAAAAGAAAUAUGGCGAAGCUCUUGAACGGCAUAGCAAGGCGGAAGACUUCCGAAAUGAUCGGCUGAAGGAUAGACUGAAAGAGUUCAAGACAACGAAUAGCAAGAAGCGGCAGGCGUUUGUCUCCAGGUAUGAGAGGCUGCUGGCCGAGAAGGAAAAGGAACAUGAAGAAUUCAGAAGAAACUGGGAGUCCAGGAGCCUGCAGCGCUCGGCCUCGGAGACGCUUCGGCGAAAGGAACGGCCGGAACUCCUCCGAGCCCGCGAGGAUGCCGAGCAUUUCGCAGCGCUGGCGGCCGAGAAUCGGGAGCGCCUGCGGAGGGCCAAUGCUUUUGCCGUGGACCAGCAGAUCGAGAAGCUCCUCGCUAUCCGACAGAGGGCACAGGUCCUGGAGGACAGCAAGGUGGAUGCCGAUCGGCGACGCAUGGUUGUUCUGCGGAACACGGCUGUCACAAAGCAUGAGUUGCAGAGCAAGGUUGAUCGCUUCAAGGACGUAGGGGUCGAGAAGAUGAUCAAGCUGCUGGAGGACGUCGAGAUUGAACCCGAGGCGGCGAAGAGGAUCAACGACAUCCUCUCAGAGCUCCAGUUGCCCCCACUGGGUGGCUAUUCACAAGAGGAUGAGAAGUAG